Molecule: messenger RNA, 1781 nt
Organism: Amblyraja radiata (thorny skate)
Lineage: Eukaryota; Metazoa; Chordata; Chondrichthyes; Rajiformes; Rajidae
Product: zinc finger protein 615-like
Source: RefSeq, a predicted model, not a curated record
AUGCUGCAGAGCCACCGGCGGGUGCACACGGGGGAACGUCCCUUCAACUGCUCAGAGUGCGACAAGUGUUUCAAGACGGCGAAUGUCCUAGAGGCCCACCGGCGGGUUCACACGGGCGAGAAACCCUAUGGCUGCUCCACUUGCGGAAAGAGUUUUCCCCAGUUCAGCGCAUCCACACCGGCGAGCGCCCCUACACCUGUGCCCAGUGCGGCAAGGGCUUCACCCAAUACAGCACCCUGUUGCAGCACCAACAUACCCACACCGGCGAGCGCCCCUACACCUGUGCCCAGUGCGGCAAGGGCUUCACCGACCUCCACCAGACUGCUGAUACAUCAGCGCACCCACACCGGCGAGCGUCCCUACACCUGUGCCCAGUGCGGCAAGGGCUUCACCACCUCCACCAACCUGCUGAUGCACCAGUGCACCCACACCGGCGAGUGCCUCUACACCUGUGCCCAGUGCGGCAAGGGCUUCACCUGCUCCGGCAACCUGUUGAACCACCAGCGCACCCACACCGGCGAGCACUCCUACACCUGUGCCCAGUGUGGCAAGGGCUUCACGCACUCCAGCAGCCUGCUGGUGCACCAGCGCACCCACACCGGCGAGCGCCCCUACACCUGUGCCCAGUGUGGCAAGGGCUUCACCCAGUCCAACAACCUGCUGAGGCACCAGCGCACGCACACCGGCGAGCACCCCUACACCUGCGCCCAGUGCGGCAAGGGCUUCAACGACUCCAGCAACCUGCUGGAGCACCAGCGCUCCCAUACCGGCGAGCGCCCCUACACCUGCGCCCAAUGCGGCAAGGGCUUCACCAGACCCUGCAGCCUGCUGGUGCACCAGCGCACCCACACCGGCGAGCGCCCCUACACCUGCGUCCAAUGUGGCAAGGGCUUCACCCACUCCGGCAGCCUGCUGGUGCACCAGCGCACCCACACCGGCGAGCGCCCCUACACCUGUGCCCAGUGUGGCAAGGGCUUCACCCAGUCCAACAACCUGCUGAGGCACCAGCGCAUGCACACCGGCGAGCACCUCUACACCUGUGCCCAGAGCGGCAAGGGCUUCACCUACUCCGGCAACCAGUUGAAGCACCAGCGCACCCACACCGGCGAGCGCCCCUACACCUGUGCCCAGUGUGGCAAGGGCUUCACCCAGUCCAACAACCUGCUGAGGCACCAGCGCACGCACACCGGCGAGCACCCCUACACCUGCGCCCAGUGCGGCAAGGGCUUCAACGACUCCAGCAACCUGCUGGAGCACCAGCGCUCCCAUACCGGCGAGCGCCCCUACACCUGCGCCCAAUGCGGCAAGGGCUUCACCAGACCCUGCAGCCUGCUGGUGCAUCAGCGCACCCACACCGGCGAGCGCCCCUACACCUGUUCCCAGUGUGGCAAGGGCUUCACCCAGUCUGCUCACCUGCUGAAGCACCAGUGCACCCACACAGGCGAGACCCCCUACACCUGCACCUGGUGCGGCAAGGGCUUCAUCCAGUCUACUCACCUGCUGGAGCACCAGCGCACCCACACCGAGAGACCCUUUGUGUGCGCUGAUUGUGGCAAGAGGUUGACCCGCAUGUCCAGCCUGUGGCAGCACCGGCGUACCCACAGCGGUGAGCGUCCCUUCCCCUGCCCAUCCUGUGGUAACGGCUUCACGCGCCUUGACCACCUGCUGGAGCGCCGGCGAGUCCACACCGGCCAGCGCCCCUUCACCUGCCCGCUCUGUGGCAAGGCCUUUGCCCGCUCCUCCAGCCUGCUGGCACACCGCCACGUGGAUAGAUAGGCGCU